CGAACCCCUCUAGCCGCCGAAAAGUGACAUCAGGUCAGCAGCAACGCGCCGCCCUCGAUCCUUGAUAAAACCCCCACCACAGAGCGUCCUCAUCCGAUCUGCAUCGCAUCGCAAUCCUCAUCUCAUCCCGUCAAACAACCCUCAUCUCCUCCCAUCUAUCUAAACACCGAGCCUCGGCCACCAUGGAGACGCCCUUUAGCAUCGCCGCCAACCCCGACACGGACGUGUGGAAGAAGCCGCCCAAGCACGACGUCUUUAACGCACCCUACCUCACCCACUCGCGCCGCCUCACCACCGCCUUCCGCUCCGCCUCCCUCACCUUCGCCUGCCCCUACGCCACCCAGUUCGACCAGGCCGGCCUCCUCUUCAUCUUCCACCCGCCCUCCUCCCACCUCCCCUUCCCCGCCAACAACAUCAAGGCCCCGACCGACGUCCCCGCCCACCGCAAGUGGAUCAAGGCCGGCGUCGAGCUCUUUGACGGCGCCCCCCGCCUCAGCACCGUCUGCUGCGACAACUGGGCCGACUGGAGCGUCGCCUCGCUUCCUCGGCCCGCUGCCGUUUCUUCUUCUUCUUCUUCUUCUCGUACUGCAACUGCUACCACCACCACUACCACCGCAGCUAGAGGGGAACAAGGGGAACAAGGGGAUGCCGACGCAGCCGUCGCCGAAAUCCUCGCCGGCCAAAGACCCGUCACCAUCACCGUCGAGCGCGAAAAGUCCGACUCGGGCUGCUGCCUGUGGGUCUACCACGUCGACGCCGCCACGGGCGCCCGCACGCCCAUGCGCGAGAUCAACUGGCCCUACGGCGAGCCCGCGGGGCCCGGCUGGGAGCUCGAGGUGGCGGCCGCCGUGGCCCGGCCUUCCAAGACGGCGGGUGGGAAGCUCGAGGCGACUUUCACUGAGUUUGUCGUCGACUGGGCGUAGUGUGCAGACUUGUGUGUACGUUGUCCAUGUGUGAGAGGCAAGGCGCGCGCGGGCGGCGUCGAUGGAUGAUGGCCCACCCCAUGUGAUGAUGAAUGAAAGGGAAAUCGCACCGAGCAAAAAGUGAUUGUGCCAAUAGCACUUCUCUUUGCCAAAGGCCAUUUACGAAGCAACGUACGUACGUUAAGACUCUAAAACAUCUAGGGACCCAAUACAUGUCACGAGAAAAACAAAGAAUACAUGCACA
Messenger RNA from Purpureocillium takamizusanense, 1167 nucleotides. RefSeq lists its product as uncharacterized. Lineage: Eukaryota; Fungi; Ascomycota; Sordariomycetes; Hypocreales; Ophiocordycipitaceae. The transcript has 2 exons. Bases 183 to 923 code for a protein of 246 amino acids. The record is from RefSeq and is a predicted model, not a curated record.